Symbiodinium necroappetens is the source of this 822-nucleotide messenger RNA. Lineage: Eukaryota; Dinophyceae; Suessiales; Symbiodiniaceae. The record is from the annotation of a GenBank genome assembly.
GCGGAACUGUUGGACCGACGGCUCUCUGUCGUGGGCAUCGAUUACGAGGCAGCCUAUGUUCGCAAAGCAGAGGCCGUGCUGCGGGCCGAAGGGCUCUGGCGGCCAGCUCCUGCUGACACCGAAGGAUACCGGCAGGGAGAGUUCUACUGCCAUGUCCUGGAGCGUUCCAUCUACGACAACCUGUCUGACCUUUGCUUCCAGGUGGGCGACGAAGCUUUCACCGGCGAAGUUCCCAAAGAGGUGCCAGAGGAGAUGCGCUUUGAUGCCGUCUACUUCUCCGGUUCUUUUUCCGUCUUGCCUGACCCGCCUGAAGCCCUCAGGGCAGUUCUGCCUCUGAUGAAGCGCAACGGACGCGUCUUCAUAACACAGACCUUCCAGAAGAGAUCUUCGCCAGUGAUGGCCUUCUUGAAGCCGCUGCUGAAGUACAUCACCACCAUCGACUUUGGCCAGCUCGUAACCGAGGCAGAUCUUGAGCGACUGAUCUCCAGCGCGGGGUGUUUCGAAGUCCUUGAGAACAAGCCCAUCCCCGGCUCCGUCGCGACCCACCUCCAGACUGCCAGGCUUGUUAUACUGAAGGCACCGGUGCCCUUUCACCGUGCCCACUUGGGACUCUGCUGCCGCUUCUCCUCUGCCUUGCUCUGGCCUUGCUGGAGGCCUCUUGACCUUCUCUGCUUUCGGGCAGAAAACUGGACCCUCUGCCCUUCAGGUGCAGACAGUGCUGAAACAAACCACGGACGCGAAGCCCUGGAAGCCCUUAUGGCCCAAGUGUCACAGGUGGACACCAUCCACACAGCGCAACUGCCUUCCCGUAGGAGUGUGUAG